AUGGCAUACCUCAUCCAAUGUGUCCGCAAAGAUGACGAUAUCAUCGGGGAAACAAAGGUGAGAGAUGUUGAUGAUGAUGUCGGGGAAACAAAGUUUCAGAAACCAUCGUAUCCAGAGGAGGAACCAGGUAAUUUUGUUUGUUUAACCUGCAAGAAAAGCUUUUAUAAUGCGAACGCGUUACGUAAUCAUAAGACGAUGCAGCAUGACUCCAGAGAUUCUGCCACUGAAGAUGAACAGGCUAUGUUUUGUUCAAAUGGUAACGAUCAGGUAUUUGAUGAUAUUUGUGAUUUUAAAUUUAUACCAUUAAAUAAAUCGGAGAAAGAUCCAGUAACAGAACAAGACGGCAUUACUAAACGCACAUUCAGUGUUGAUACAAGCUAUUUAAUCAUUAGGUACGAAAGUAACGAAAGCGUUCGUGUAAAAAGAUCGAGGUUAGACAACAUGAUUAAAAGAAUACAAUCAAAGCCCGAGAAGAAACCUGUUGAUUUGCGCGGCCCCUUUACGUGUAGUCUGCCUUCGACUUCGUACCCUAGCACGCAAUGCAGACAAAUAUUCUUUAAUUGUUGCGAAUAUUCCUUACAUUAUAGGGAAGAGCAUACCAAGAGGCGGAAAGCGGCGUUGCGGUGCCAAGUUUGCGAGAAACGUUUGGAUAGAAAUUUGUUUCAACCCACAUCGUUGACAGCUCAUAUUGAACACCGAAAUGGUCCAUCGUUUUCGUGCCGCACUUGUGGAUUUACUUUUCUUGACAGUUUCCAAUUUGACGAACACAAUCGAAUAGUACACGCUAAAAUGAAACCACACCAGUGCAGUAUUUGUGCAAAACGUUUCACUCAGCUAGGCGGUCUACAGCAACACAUGCGUAUGCAUUCCGGAAUUCGUCCUUUCGUUUGCAAGUUUUGCACCAAAGCGUUUACUCAAAAGGCUGGCCUGGAUCAGCAUUUGCGUACCCACACAAAAGUGAAGCCGUUUAAGUGCAUCAUUUGCUGCAAAUGUUUCUCGCAAUCGGUUCAUCUGAGACAGCAUAUGCGAACUCAUACUAAUAUACAACCGUUUGGUUGUCCAAUAUGCAAGAGAAGAUUUAAACAAAGCAGUCAUUUAAAUUUUCAUAUGCGUUCUCACUUUGGAGAAGCGAGUGCUGUUAUAAUGGAGCAGUAUGCGCAGGCCGUACAACGUCAAGGCAAUAUGGAUUUUUUUAAUUUGUCAAAUGUCCAGCCAGUUCAAGACGGCGAAACAAUAUAUUAUGAGGCCCAAUUGACUUCGAACUCUGCUGAAACUCCAUCCACAAAUCCGUAUUUCCUUCAACUACCCAUUUCGACUAAUAAUGUAAUUUAGUUAGUUUUUAAUUCAAUUUAUGUUGAAACGUAAUAUUAUAAAGUUUGACAGUACA
Melitaea cinxia (Glanville fritillary) is the source of this 1387-nucleotide messenger RNA. Its product is annotated as zinc finger protein 778-like. Gene Ontology annotation, molecular function: RNA polymerase II cis-regulatory region sequence-specific DNA binding; DNA-binding transcription factor activity. Gene Ontology annotation, biological process: regulation of transcription by RNA polymerase II. The coding region runs from base 1 to 1332 and encodes 443 amino acids. Lineage: Eukaryota; Metazoa; Arthropoda; Insecta; Lepidoptera; Nymphalidae. The record is from RefSeq and is a predicted model, not a curated record. The transcript is spliced from 4 exons.